Messenger RNA from Dunckerocampus dactyliophorus (ringed pipefish), 2077 nucleotides. RefSeq names its product Scm polycomb group protein like 4 (gene scml4). Gene Ontology annotation, molecular function: protein binding. NCBI's taxonomy places the organism in Eukaryota, Metazoa, Chordata, Actinopteri, Syngnathiformes, Syngnathidae. The transcript is spliced from 5 exons. The record is from RefSeq and is a predicted model, not a curated record. The coding region runs from base 357 to 1238 and encodes 293 amino acids.
CCCCACCUCAACACGCACGCACGCACACACAAUUUGUUUUUCAGUAAAAGAUGAUCAUCUGUAAUGUGACAGGACUAAUUGAGGAGGGGCACCAGGGGUGCAUAGAAUUACUUUGUUAGAUUCAUGAUGCUUCUCUCUCGCAUGUAGACAAACUACCUUUCAAUUUAGAGUUUCCAAUGAAGCUAACAUACAUGUUUUUAGAACGUGGGAGGAAAGCGGAGUACCUGGAGAAAACCCACACACGCAAACUCCACACAGAGAUGCCCAACGGAGAUUGGAACCCAGGUCUUCGCCAUCUCCUGACUGUGUGGCCAACAUGCUAACCACCAGGCCACCGUGCAACUGAGCAAAGUCGGAUGAGCGGCUUGUCAGAAGCUCCAGAGAUGCAGACUCCAGCUCUCGGCGCCCGGUUCCCGGUGGUGGGGCCCCGGGGCAAGGUGACCGGCAGGAAGAGGGGGCGGCCCCCGACCCGGAAGAUGGACUUUCAAGACCUCUACGUGGCGUCUCUGUCGGCCCUCAAGAUGCCCAAGAAGAGAGGAAGGAAGCCCGGCUUUAAGCUGAAGCCCAGGAUGGAGACGUCCCCCCUAGCUAGCUCACCUCCCAGCAGCACACCAGAACCAGAGCUGGGCUCCCUCCCCCGGGACGCCGCCAUCGUGCCCCACUCUGCAAAGCCACAGGUCCUGACAGAAACAUCAGUCCCUGAUGACUUCCUGUGUGAGCCCUCGUUGGACCCCGUGCGCUACAAGUCCGCUUUGGCUGCGAUGGCAUCACAAUACAACCUAAACCAUGCUUACGGGGGCGGGAUGACACCUAUGGGACUGUGCAGGCCAGCGUACAGCCCUGAGAGAUUCCAAGAGGGAAACCGGAAUGGUGACUUGUUUACUUUCACCAUUAUUGGAAUUACUAGAAAUGAAGACACAAACGCGUAUGACGACAUGCGCGUGCGUGUGCAAGUGUGUGGUUCAGUUCACAGUGCGACGGCUGAGGCGGGAGAGCCCACACAUCCUGCAGUGAAGGACCCGUCCAGCUGGGGCGUGGACGAGGUGGUCUGGUUUAUCAAAGACGCGGACCCUCAGGCUCUAGGACCUCACGCUGAGACCUUCAGAAAACACGAGAUCGAUGGCGAUGCCUUGCUGCUGCUGAAGAGUGAGAUGAUGAUGAAGUAUCUCGGACUGAAGCUGGGCCCGGCGCUCAAACUGUGUUACCACAUAGACAGGCUCAAACAGAACCGCGUGUGAUUCUGCAUUAGCACUGCCACCAGGAGCUAAGCUGGCACCUGCACCAGAGUUCUACUGCGUUUGCAUCUGGCCUGGGGGUCCAAACGGACGGCAGCUAUCGUGGACGUGACUCUUCAGCACACAACCAACUCACUGUUUCUUGUUAAGGUGAACACUGGUGCUGCACGACUACUCAAGGAACAAUGCAACUGAAAUAAAAGUGUACGCUGACUACUCUAAAGUUUGACUUCUCCCCUGUGAAAAGUUACUGUAUGCAGACUAAAACGUCUAUGGCGCUUAUACCUCACUAUCAAUAAGAUACAGUAUUUUCGAAGUGAAAGCAGGAUGGAGCAAAGUUCUUUUACUUCCUGUCACUGCCUCUCAUACAUCUUAAAUACAGCACUGUGGGACUUCAAAAUAAGACAACACUUUAUCUUAUGUUUAUUGUUGACUUGCCGAAUGUUGGAGCAGUAUUUGAUUUUCAAUUAUGUUUAGUAUUAUGUUUAAUAACUUAUUCCCAUUGAAUCGGGGCGUGUAAAGGCAAGAAUGAACCAUCAGUGUAUGCUUUUACGUGUUUCCUGCAUUGAAACUUGUGUCAAAUAUUGACAUGUUAUGGUUUUGCUUACAUGCCAUCAGUUAAAGUGAGCGGCGUGACUGCAUUAAACUUUUAACCUUAUCAUUUUAGUCAUUUGUCACUCAUGAAUUACAUGCUGAAUUUUCAAAGUGGGACACGAGAAGCAAAAUAGAUAUACAUACGUAUGUACAGAUAUAAUAAAUGUUACCUUACUUUAAUUCACCAGAGCUCAUUACAGUUGUUCCUAACGCCGCAUCGAGUGGGUUUGUCCACUGCUGCGAUACGU